Messenger RNA from Spizellomyces punctatus DAOM BR117, 2205 nucleotides. RefSeq lists its product as uncharacterized. Bases 75 to 1943 code for a protein of 622 amino acids. Gene Ontology annotation, biological process: DNA-templated transcription. Gene Ontology annotation, cellular component: nucleus; RNA polymerase III complex. The record is from RefSeq and is a predicted model, not a curated record. The transcript has 13 exons. Lineage: Eukaryota; Fungi; Chytridiomycota; Chytridiomycetes; Spizellomycetales; Spizellomycetaceae.
CAGUUGCCUACAUUUCCUUUCCGAUUUGUGGAGACAAAUCCUCCUUGAGUCGUCGGCGUUGAGGUGAACAUUUCAUGGAGCUAUUCGAUCCCCAGCAGCUGGCAGACUAUGAGGAGGAUGGGAUGGAUCUAGAAAAUGAAGCUGAUGCAGAAGGGGAGGACGAGGAGGACGAAGAGGAGGACGAGAUUGUAAAAGAAGUGGAUGUAUACUUUUCCCAAGCAUUGGCGGACUCCUUGUACCUUUUCCAGUAUCCUACACGACCACACGCUUUCGAUGAAGAGACACGACCGUCGACUGGAAGAAUAAAGCCGAAAACGAAGCGGUUCGAGCUUGAGAUACCAUUGCAGACGAGGAGUGCGUUUUACAACCGAGAGCGAGGAGAGGAGCUAGGACAGGGCACCGAUAAUGCUCCAAUUCGAGGGGUCUUUGAUUAUGAUGAUGGCACACCCGCAAAACUACUCGAUAAACAAACCUUAAGCUCAUCAAUAUUGCCCUCUCAUGCAAACUACAUGAUUGGCCUAAUUAGAAAUGACGAACUUCACCUGACACCAAUCGCAACCUCUUUACAAUUACGACCCAGUCUAUUCUACAUUGAUAAAAUUGCAGAAAAGCAAGCCAAGCGAUAUGAAGAAGAUUCUCUUGAAGCUAAUAAGAGGGCAAAUCCAGAGUACGAGGAAGAGGCGAAGGUGCUUUCGGUCGUGAUCAAAGGACCGGAUGAUAAGGAUGCCAUCAGAAAGGCCGCUCAGGCGGAGCUGCAGAGGAAAGCGGAGGAAGAACCCUGGCUGCCAUUAUCAAUCCAUCACUCACAGUCCGAGGAAUCUCGUUUGAUGGUCAGCAAGUUGUAUUCCUUGUCGCCCUCCGAUGUGGACUUCGUUGGAACCGGUAAAGAGUAUCUGGACGAAAUCAACCCAAGUAUCACUGCAAUCAGAUUGGACCAGCAGGAUGUACAGCUGAAGCAGGGCUUCACACUUAAAGAAAUUGGCCUACUUCCUCUCAAAGACAAGAUGAAAGCGCUUCUUAUGAAUGCCCAUAUCGUUCAGUUUAGCACAGUCAUGGAGUUGCUAGGAGAUUCUUUUGACGAAACAGAUGCAUUACAGGCAUUGAGUCAAGCGGCUGUGUUGGUGAGAGGUACAUGGAUCGUCCGAAGUGAGCUGCUAUAUAGUGGACGUGCCUUGGAAGCUCGGCGAUGGCUCUUGUACAUGUUCCAGCUUUCGUCACAUGUCAGUCGUAGCGAGUUUGCUGAAGCUACGAGAUUACCCGGCGCGAUGGCUACUAGUAUGCUUUCGGAGAUUGCGGUGUUGGAGCCUUCCAAGGGAUGGUCGUUGAAAGUAGGGAUUGAUGAGAACUUCUUGAUGCGGUACCAGGCUCUUGUAAUGGAACAAGCGUCUGUCGUGCAAGAAGAGGCAGUGAGAGCCCAGCAGGUACUCAGCUCUGGAACUGCCCCAUUCAAAGCGGGAAAGGGCGUCAUCAUGAAUGGAAAGUCAAUAGCUAAAGACAUGCCAAUGGAGUUGGGUACAGUGGAGGACCAACUUAAGCAUUUCAUUGGGCACCUAUUAUCUGCACAUCACCUGCUUUCUUUGGAGUACAUCACGAAAGCAGUGUAUGCCCGCGCUAAGGAAUCAGAUGUGCAAGGUAACUUACUCGUAACUGCAAGCCCUCAAGCAAUCGGUGACGCUGUGCAGGAGUUAUGCACCGAAAUCAAAGGAAACUGGGUCCGGAAAGUGCUUAACAACCCCGUAGUUGAUCCGUAUCGGCCCAUCAUCAUGGAUCUUUUCCGGCGGCAAGACAUCGUUCAGAAGAAGGAUGCUAUUGAGGCUACUCGAGUGGCUUUAGGGAAAGAGGUUCCUCUAACCACCUACAUGAAAAUUAUGCACGAGCUUGCAACUGUAAAAACAAGUACUGGCCGAUGGCAACUGAAGGAGUCUCCUGUCUGGAAAGGGUAACUGAUGUCUAUAUUGGUUUAAUACGUUGCGGGAUGGAUGGUAGAAAUCACUUCGGUUGCAAGUGCCCUACUGGGUCCGAACACUAGCUUCGAUCAUUUGUAAUAUACGCAUGUCCAAUUUUAAGUAGUUGAACUGAGUCGUGUUCAUCGGCUCUCAGCCGCUACUGGUGAAGAGCAGUUGGUUCCGCAACUGUCGCAGCAGCGGGAGGUGUUGCACAACACAUGGUAUUGAUCCAGUUCAUAAGGAGCUUUUAGAAGCUGAA